Molecule: messenger RNA, 1172 nt
Organism: Triticum aestivum (bread wheat)
Lineage: Eukaryota; Viridiplantae; Streptophyta; Magnoliopsida; Poales; Poaceae
Exons: 4
Coding region: 215-1135 (306 amino acids)
Source: RefSeq, a predicted model, not a curated record
GAGUGCUCUGAAUCCCGCGAGCUCCUCCUCGUCGGCUUCCUCCUCCCCAAGCUCGCACCAGCCAAACACCCAAGAGAGCGUCUCGCCGCCGUCCACCACCACCGCCUCACCGCCCCUCUCUCCGUGCUUUCUCCUUCCGCUCCACCUCGCCGUACGGGCGAAGACAAAAGACGACCAAGAAGCCAAGAAGCGGCUUCUUGGGGACAGCCCUCCAAUGGCGCAGGGCGCCGGGAAGAAGCUCGGCAAGGCGAAGGCGUCCAAGUACGAUGUGAAGGUGUCCGCUCUGGAGCUCCCUGGUGCGCCGACUGGGUCCGGGGUGGCCGCGCUGCAGCUCCCGGGCGCGCCACCACCGCCGACCCAGCCCGAGGUCGACACGACAUCUCAGGCGACCGCGUUGCAGCUCCCAGGCGCGCGACCCCAGCCGCCUCGCCCGCUUACGAUCUUCCCCGCCCCCGCUCACCUUCCGCCUCAGGCCGACGCGGUCUGGUUCAGGAGCUUGCUGGAGGCCCUCCGACUCCGGUUUCCGGGGCCGGUUGUGGCGAGGAUCUUCGAGGCCUUCCAGGGCGCGUGGAGCGGGCCGCCGCCAGCAGCAGCGCCGGUGAUCAACAAGAAGAAGAAGAACAAGAAGAAGGACAAGAAGAAGAAUACCUUGCUCCCCGUGCCGCGGCGUAGUAAGGCAUGGUUGUACUGGGAGAAGCGACCCCGCCGCCGGGUGAUCCCUCCUCCUCCUGCUCCUGUUCUUGAUGAGCCGCAGCCCGCACCAGUGCCACUGAAGACGAACAAGGAUGAUGAGAAGACGAACAAGGAUGAUCGGCAGACCAAGAAGGAUGUGCCAGUGAUUAUCGAUGGAGUGGCUGUCCCUGCUGCGGUUGAGGAGAGAUAUAAGAGGUACUGCAGAAUAGCUGGAUCCUGUCCGGCGACGACGACAGUGUGUCAUCUUUGUAUUUUCGAGGAGGAGCUUCACCCAAACGGCAUUGUUCGCACCUCAGAGAUGAUCAAGCAUUGCAACAGGCACAGUUCAGUAGCUGUUCGCUGCGGCAGGUUUGGAUGUGCUGCUAAGAUUCCUCCAGGCCUCGACCUGCUCUGGCACACUCAUUUUUGCCACGACCUGCCUGUUGAUUGGUGGCUACCAUAGAGACAUGCUUGUACUAGGAAACAAAAUGUUGUUAGCA